Messenger RNA from Micromonas commoda, 963 nucleotides. RefSeq lists its product with no specific name. The record is from RefSeq and is a predicted model, not a curated record. Gene Ontology annotation, cellular component: cytosol; cytoplasm. Bases 1 to 963 code for a protein of 320 amino acids. Gene Ontology annotation, molecular function: rRNA (guanine-N7-)-methyltransferase activity. The transcript has a single exon. Gene Ontology annotation, biological process: rRNA processing. Lineage: Eukaryota; Viridiplantae; Chlorophyta; Mamiellophyceae; Mamiellales; Mamiellaceae.
AUGAGCUGCCUGGCGAAGCUGGCCGCCGCGCCCGGGGCGGGCAGACGCGCCCACGAGCUCGUGGCCGCCGCGCUCCGCCGCGUGGGCUCCGCAUCCGCGUCCACAUCGUCGCCCGCCGUCCCCCGCGGUCGCAUCGCCGGCGGCCGCCACGAAUCGCAUCAUCGUCGUCGUCCCCAUCCACAGCAGCGUCGUCGCCUGGCGCGCACGUCCGCCGCCGCGGACGUCGACACCGACGCGAUUCUCGAUUCGUACCUCGACGACGCACAGAUGGACCAGGUGCGCACGUUCGCCACGACGCUCCUGGAGAAGAACAAGGUCAUGAACCUGACGGGCGCGCUCACCGUCGAUGAGGUCCUCGGCAGGCACGUCGCAGAUUCCCUCGCGCUCAUCCCCGCCAUCGAACGCGCGCUCGACGCCGGCGCGUCAUCCCGGAAUCCCGGCGCCAAGAUCCGCGUCAUGGACGUCGGCAGCGGCGCCGGGUUCCCCGGCAUGGCGCUCGCCAUCGCGAGGCCGACGUGGGAGGUCACCCUGCUGGACACCCUCCAGAAGCGAACCUCUUUCCUCGCCGACGCCGCCGCCGAGUGCGGCGCGGACAACGUCCGGACGCUCUGGUCGAGGGCGGAGGACGCGGGGAAAGUCGGCAACGAGCACAGGGAGGCAUACGACGUCGUCACCGCGCGCGCCGUCGCGGAGCUGCGAGUCCUCGCGGAGCUGUGCGUGCCGCUGGUGAGAGUCGGUGGCGCCUUCGUGGCUAUGAAAAACUCACUCGCGUCCACCGCCGGGGAGACGAGUGCAGCGGCGGGGGCGAUCGAGACGCUGGGCGGGACGCCGUUCGUCGCGAACGAGGUACAAAGCGUCGGUCCGGACGGGGAGCUGCGAACUGCGGUGGUGAGCGUCAAAGAACGGGCGACGCCGGAUAAGUAUCCUCGCAGGGCAGGGAUGCCGAACAAGCGGCCGUUAUGA